AUAAAUCAAAAUUUAAAAUCACAAAAAUAUUCUAGCAGCUGUAUAAUUUAUUAAUCAAAUUGAAAUUUUUGAAACUAUGGACGUUUUAGUUUUCAGAUUGUAAGCUUUUAUUCAAUUCAAACAUUUAAUUCUUUCACAUUAAAAUUAAAAUACGUGAUACACAUUUUAAUUUGUUAUAUGUUUUUGGAUACGGCUUAUAUGAUUAACAAAAAGUAGCUACAUUUUUCACAAAACCGUUAAAGUAUAUAAUAUUAUAUGUAGAUAAGAUAAGUAAUCAGCUAAAUGCCUGUCAACAUUAUAAUGAAUAACAUAUAUUAUUUAUUAAACUUAAUGCAACGAUAUCUUAGCUCGAGCUACAAAAAACAAUUUAAUCGAUAUCUAUGCAAGAUCUAUGCAAAACAAAUCGGAAUCAAGAUUACCAGUGAUGCAAUACAUAAGUAAACGUAAUUGCCUGCAAAUGAGAUUAUAAGAAAUGGAUGUUACGAGAAAAGAAACGAACGAUGUCAGGCAGGAAUUCACACGAAUUCAUCAAUGCAGAAGCGAAACGGACGACUUGAAGCCGGUGGUUGAACGAAUGGUAGAAGAGAUUGCCAUGCAUAGUAGUUGCAUAGUCUUCAUCACUGAUCCCGCUUAUCGCGGACUGAUCGACAUGCAUACUAUCUUCGAAAUAUCUUCCUUUCUAUCAAAAUACGACGUAAGUAAUGCAUCAUGCGAUUAAAGUAAAAACCAUUCUUUUAAUGAAAGAUAAAUAACGAUAACUUUUUAACAGAGUAUAUAAAGUUACAUUACUCAAUUAAGUUAAUGACGAUAAUUAAGUAAUGACUGGACGAUUAUAUCCAAAUGUCAUCAUAAUUAUGGAAAUUGCGGUUUUUUUUCAAGGCGUAAUUAACACUUAAUCGCAUUUGAUUUACAAUUGGUUCUAUGAAAAAUGUUAACACACAAUGUUUUAUCAUUAUUAUGUAUGUAUCCUGACUAUAUAUACAUUAUUUGCAUUAUAUAGAUCGCCAUACGAGAUAACGAUGACUUUUCACGUCC
Ooceraea biroi (clonal raider ant) is the source of this 1035-nucleotide messenger RNA. RefSeq lists its product as uncharacterized. The record is from RefSeq and is a predicted model, not a curated record. Lineage: Eukaryota; Metazoa; Arthropoda; Insecta; Hymenoptera; Formicidae.